Molecule: messenger RNA, 574 nt
Organism: Raphanus sativus (radish)
Lineage: Eukaryota; Viridiplantae; Streptophyta; Magnoliopsida; Brassicales; Brassicaceae
Exons: 3
Coding region: 91-438 (115 amino acids)
Molecular function (GO): phenylpyruvate tautomerase activity
Source: RefSeq, a predicted model, not a curated record
GGUAGGUAGACCGUUAUCUCAACAACCACUGUCUAAAGCCACUGGUUUUGCAACUCUGUUUUUUUUGUCUAAAGAAACAAGAAGAAGAAGAUGCCCACUUUGAAUCUAUUCACGAACAUACCAGUCGACGCUGUCACAUGCUCCGACAUCCUCAAGGACGCUACUAAGGCCGUCGCUAAGAUCAUCGGCAAACCUGAAUCCUAUGUGAUGAUACUGUUAAACAGCGGAGUGCCCAUUGCAUUUGCUGGUACCGAGGAACCUGCUGCUUAUGGAGAACUUAUAUCUAUUGGAGGGUUAGGUGCGGGCGUAAACGGGAAGCUUAGCGAGACUAUAGCUGAGAUUCUCCAAAUUAAGCUCUCUAUUGAUAGCUCCCGCUUUUACAUCAAGUUCUACGAUUCCCCACGACCCUUCUUUGGAUUCAAUGGAUCAACUUUCUGAACACACGGGUUCAAUCGUUGUGGCCAAGAGGCGGAGAAUUCAACUUCCUAAUGAAAUUAUUGUUUGCAUCUUUUGAGUUCAGAAGCUGUAGAUUCUUGAGUUUGAUUUAUAAUAUGAUACUUCCCUUAAAAGCUAA